AUGUGGCAGCUGAAGAAUGACUUUUAUUCAUUGUUUCAAAAGAGUAAAUUGGCUCCGAUUGAUGGAUUACGAUCAAUAUCAUGUUUAAUGAUUAUUGCGGUUCAUAUGAUCACACUUUUAAAUUUAUUUAUUACGCCUUAUCCUACUCAUGAAUGGGUGAUUUACAUGAAAACCUAUUCAUUUCGACUUUUAUCAUUAUUAGGAUUAGCAUUGGAAACAUUUUUUGUUCUAUCAGGGUUUCUUCUGACACUGAAAUGUAUUGAGCAAAAUUAUUUCUUAACUUGGAAAGGAUAUUUAUUUUAUAUAUUUCGACGAGCCUGUCGCUUUUGGCCAGGUAUUUUACUAAUUACUAUUGUAAUGCUAGUACUAGGUGAACCGAAAGGUAAUUGGAUGAGUUUUUGGUUAUUUUAUCAAAAUCAGAUUGAUUUAAAAUACUGGUCACCUGGUUAUGCUGCUCUUUGGAGUGUCAGUCUCGAUAUGCAAAUACAUAUAAUUUUGCCGAUCAUUUUAUAUAUAAUUCUUAGUUCUACGUCUAAUUAUCGACGAACUUACUCAGUGUUAUAUAUACUCGUGAUUUUAUCAAUCAUAUAUUCUCUAGUAGUCUUUAAUCCAAAAACUAUGAAUUUGACGACACUUCACUAUCGCUAUAAUACACUUGCAUUAUUUACGCCGCAACGGAUUUUCGAUUGGAUUGUUAGUGAAUAUAAUGUUACGUUGGGAUUCGAGAAAGCAAUUGAACCAAGUCCGAUGAAACCAUAUAUGGAAACGUUUUAUAUGCCGGUCACAGGAAGAUAUUCUAGUUUUGUCAUAGGAUCCAUUUUAGCAUUUAAUUUCAUGCAUGCCAAAAAUUCCAGUGUUAUUUUUUAUGGAAAGAUGAAAAAAUAUUUAUAUCUUACAUUGACUUCACUAUUAAUUUUCAUGUUGACGCAGAUAGUCGAACCUGAUGAAAUCAAUGACGUAAUUCUUACAAUCUCAUUAUCAAUUAUUCGACAAUUAUUUGCCGCAUCACAAGCAUUCAUUCUCUUCUGUGCUCUAUGCCCAUCUACUCAUCCCUAUCAUAGUUCACUGAUUCGAUCAUUUUUGUCGCUUCGUUUGUGGACACCAAUUGCUAAAUUAAGUUAUCUUGUGUACAUUCUUCAUUUUCGGAUCGGCUUAGAAUUGAUUAUGUCUAAUAGUAAUCUAUUUAAUUCUAAACAAACUUCAAUCGAUUGUUUAACCCUCAUAUGCCUUUUAUUGGUGCUCAUCAUAUGUCUCGUUCUAGCAGCUGUUUGGAACAUCUUCGUCGAAAAACCAUUUGAGCGCCUCAUCGAUAAAUUUCUGCCCAAGAAUGAAAAAGCUCAUAUAAAAUAA
Messenger RNA from Rotaria socialis, 1350 nucleotides. Lineage: Eukaryota; Metazoa; Rotifera; Eurotatoria; Philodinida; Philodinidae. The record is from the annotation of a GenBank genome assembly.